Molecule: messenger RNA, 1168 nt
Organism: Oryza brachyantha (malo sina)
Lineage: Eukaryota; Viridiplantae; Streptophyta; Magnoliopsida; Poales; Poaceae
Product: SPX domain-containing protein 5-like
Exons: 2
Coding region: 72-818 (248 amino acids)
Biological process (GO): cellular response to phosphate starvation
Source: RefSeq, a predicted model, not a curated record
UAGAUGGCGUACUAGCCAGAGAGAGACACAGCAAACCACCAGUUUUGAUUUCGCCGGAGCCGGAGGCGGCGAUGAAGUUCGGGAAGCGGCUCAAGAGGCAGAUCGAGGAGAGCCUGCCGGAGUGGCGCCACCAUUUCCUCAACUACAAGGAGCUCAAGCGCCGUGUCAACGCCGUCGUCGUCUCCUCCUCCCCCGACCCGGACCCGGCCUUUCUCGCCCUCCUCCACGCCGAGGUCGACAAGUUCAACGCCUUCUUCCUCGAGCGGGAGGAGGACUUUGUCAUCCGCCAGCGGGAGCUGCAGGAGCUGAUCCAGAAUAGCGCAGCGGCACCGGCGGAGAUGGGGCGCGUGCGGAAGGAGGUGGUGGACCUGCACGGCGAGAUGGUGCUGCUGCUCAAUUACAGCAGCAUCAACUACACCGGCCUGGCCAAGAUCCUCAAGAAGUACGACAAGCGCACCGGCGGCGUGCUCCGCCUCCCGGUCAUCGCCGGCGUCCUGCAGCAGCCCUUCUACGCCACCGAGCUCCUCUCCAAGCUCGUCAGGGACUGCGAGGCCAUGAUGGACGCCGUCUUCCCGCUCGUCCCCGCCGCCGACGCCGCCGCCACCAGGGAGGCCGACCGCGACGCCCUCGCCGCCGCCGAGGCCCAGCAGAGCAUCUUCCGCAACACCGUCGCCGCCCUGCUCACCAUGCAGGAGGUCCGCAGCAGCAGCUCCACCUACGGCCACUUCUCCCUCCCGCCCAUGACGCCGCUGCCGGACUUCGACUGGCUGCAGCAGUCCGUCCAGCCGCCGCCGCCGUCGCCGCUCAUCCCCACCUAGUCGUCACGGCAACGCCGCCCUUCUCUGCAACAUUGUCAGCUUUUUUUUUGUUUGUUUUUUUGGCAGCAAACUGAAAAGUAAAAGAACAGACAUGUAAUUACAAAUCUGUAGUAUUUUCUCUCUGUUUUUUUGGUGUGUGUUUCUUAUCAUAAUUUCUCUAACACUAAGGAGUAAAUAAUGUAACCGAUGAGAUCAAUACGCAUGCUUCUUGAUGACCAUAAUUAAGAAUUAGGUAUAGUAUUACAUUGCAGAUUCAUAAGUGCUCAAAUUAUCUCCUAUGGAUUGGUGUGUUUAUGCUGGCCAAUAUAUGAUUAUUGCCAAUUAUUGUUUUACGGCAAAAGAAUAAUAAG